Molecule: messenger RNA, 3786 nt
Organism: Pygocentrus nattereri (red-bellied piranha)
Lineage: Eukaryota; Metazoa; Chordata; Actinopteri; Characiformes; Serrasalmidae
Gene: usp1
Product: ubiquitin specific peptidase 1
Exons: 9
Coding region: 244-2652 (802 amino acids)
Biological process (GO): protein deubiquitination; regulation of DNA repair
Cellular component (GO): cytosol; nucleus
Molecular function (GO): cysteine-type deubiquitinase activity; cysteine-type endopeptidase activity
Source: RefSeq, a predicted model, not a curated record
CGGCGAGUGAGGGGCGUGUAGCUGCUGCAGGAAAAAGCGCCAAACUUCUGCGUUCCCGCGAGAGCACGCGUCAAGUCGCCUGUGUUUGCGCGGUUCUCAUCUAAAAUUCAGAUUUAAAUCGGCAGAUACUGCGCGAAGAUGUAAACGUAUACGUGUGGAGUCGCUAGGCAAAGCGUUGACUGCUCAGGUGUUGACCUAUCUCCUCGAUUUAGUUCGCGGUUUCUCUCUAGUGGGCGGAGCAGAAUGCCCGGUCUGCAGGGCGACGGAGUGGUGGCUCCUCUGGGAAGCCCCAGCAAAAAGAGCCGCCUCUCCCUCAGGUUUUUUCAGAAGAGAGAAACCAAACGAGCGCUAGACUUCUCAGAAACUCAGCCAGAGGAGCCAAGCGCCGCAGAGCCAGAAGAAGCUACAAGUUGUGACCAGGUGGUGCCAGUGCCUUGUCCCUCUUCUCUUCCUUGUGGAAAGCGAGAGAGCCUUGCUCCUUUUGUGGGGCUUAACAAUUUGGGAAAUACCUGCUACUUGAACAGCAUCCUUCAGGUCCUGUAUUAUUGUCCUGGUUUUAAAGAUGCUGUUAAGUUGCUGUAUCAUUUGUCCAAGUUAAAAGACAAACAGAAAGAAGAUGGCCCUAAAAAUGAAGAGCAGGGAGAGUCUUGUGAUGAUUCCACACCUGUUCAUAUGGAAUUGCUGAGCAGUUUAUACAGCCUGAUCUCUUCACUGGAGCAGCUGCAGUCCAGCUUCCUGUUCAACCCAGAGAAAUAUAGUGAAGGAGAGUUGGCCACACCACCACGGAAAGUUCUCAAGACACUCAGGCAGCUGAAUCCCAUGUAUGAGGGAUAUCUGCAGCAUGAUGCACAAGAGGUACUGCAGUGCAUUCUUGCAUACAUCCAGGAGGCCUGUGACACCAUUAAAAAAGAACAAGGCUACCAAGAUGAGUCUAGCAAUGCCUCAGGAGAGAGCGACUCUAUUACAAGAGACAAAACAGCAGAUAAUUUCACAGCUACUCAAGAGGAAGAGGAUAAUGCUGAUGGCCAGCUGAGCGGGAAGAGAAAGAGUGACACAGAAGCAGGUAAUGCCAAGAAAAAGCCCAAGUCUCAAAGCAGACCCAAGAAAAGCGAAACGGAAAACAAACCAUUCACUCGCUCAAAGAGAAAAUCCUCUGGCGAUGUCACAGGGAAUUCUCUCUGUGAUCAGAGGGAUGAAACGCAGGGAGAGGGGGAAGGGAAAGAAGAGAAGGAGAGAGGCAACAACACAGAGGAGAAGAGUGAAGGAACCCCAAAAGAGGUGAAUAAAAGGAAGAAGCGAGCAAAGCUGAGCUGGUUGAAAUCUUCAGGGAAACAGCCCAGUAUCUUCUCCAAAUUUCGCAGCAUGGGUCGCAUCAGCUCACAUGUGGGAGAUAGGGCAGAGAGCAAAGAGGACCAGGUCAGGACCAGUGAUGACUCUCAGGAUUCCCAAGGCAAAGGGAAGGCCAUUGAAACUGAAGAGCGCACAGAAAAUCUGGAUCAGACUGCAUCAAAAAAAGAAGAACGGCAGGGCUUGGAUGUGCUGAAACAGCUAUUCCAGGGUCAGCUUGUGCUUCGGACACGUUGCCUGGAAUGUGAGUGCUACACAGAGAGGAGAGAGGACUUUCAGGACAUAAGCGUUCCAGUGCAAGAGGAUGAAACAAACUGUUCAGACUCCAGCUCAGAGAUUUCUCCAGAUCCUAAGCCUGAGCAGAAGACACUUAAAUGGGCCAUCUCUCAGUUUGCGUCAGUUGAGCGGAUCGUUGGGCAGGAUAAGUACUUCUGCGAGACCUGCCACCAUUACACAGAGGCAGAGAGAAGUCUACUGUUCGACAAGACCCCUGAAGUUGUCACUAUUCACCUCAAGUGUUUCUCAGCUAGUGGUUCUGAAUUGGACCCAUAUGCUGGAUUGACUAAGGUAAAUACUCCUCUUCAUACCCCUCUCAAACUUUCACUGGAGGAGUGGUGCACACGACCCUCCGCUCCUGAGCAGGGGCAUCACUACAAGCUCUUUGCUGUGGUCAUGCACAGUGGAGUCACCAUUAGCAGUGGCCAUUACACAACCUACAUCCGCAUGAUUGAUCUACACCGCACUGUUCUUAAGCCCCAGCCUCAUGAAGAGGGGGAGAAAGAGGAGGAUGGGGAGAUGAAACCUCUGAAGAAAGAGGAGGCAUGUCCACCAGACUAUGACGACGGAGAGGUGUCAUUCAGCUUGAGUGGAAAAGGGAAAAAUGUGACAAAUGGAACUAGCAUGAUGACAACUGCUAGCAAAGCAGGAGGAAAGAGGGUUUCAGAAGGGAUUGGUCUCUUGGGAGGUCAGAGGAGCAUCUCUAGCUAUGAGCUUGGCAGCAGCAAGCAGGCCAGUUCAGAGAAGCCUGUAAAUAUAGCCAGUUCUGCCAGUACUCCUGUGAAGCAUGGAGGGGUGAAAAAAGAGAGGGAGUAUGAAAGUGAUGCUGUGAAAGAAGAGAGUGAGGUGAGCUUUGACUUGGCUCUGCAGAACCUUCUGGACUAUGAGGGCAAGUGGAUGCUGUUUGAUGAUUCUGAGGUGAGGCUCUGCGAUGAAGACGACUUUCUUAGAGCCUGUUCUCCUGAAACCUGUUCCACCUCCACACCUUACCUCCUCUUUUACAAGAAGGUCUCAGGAGAAAUAAACUGAUGACUUCAGACUGUAACCAUGACAUCAGAUCAAUAAUUUCCAUAUUUACCAGAUUCUGGUCUGCUUGUCAUUCGUGCAGAAGAAAUGAGGUGAAGGCUCAGUUGUGAUAAAAUCUCAAACAGACUUUGUAAGACAUGACAUUUGUGCCUGUAUAUGUGGUUCUUGCUCACCAACUAUUUUGUACCUAACGUACUUGUUUUGUCCAAGUCUUCAUACCCUUUGGUCCACAUUAAUUAAGGAUCAUCUUUUGGAUGGUCCCCACAAAAUGCACCUUGGCACUUAACUGCAGUUCACGUAUUGUUUCUGUACUGCAAGCCUUUCUUUCCUUAUGGCCUGAAAUGAGUCAAGUAGUUUGCUCAUGCACUGGGUUUUAUAUUGGAUGUUUUUAAAGAUAUUCUUGUACAUUUAGCUUUUAUCCUUGAAUGGCUUCAGGUUGUUAGGUAGUUGAAUUGGUGUAUAUAGAAAGGUAGCAUUCAGGUGAAACUUUUAUUUUUUGGUUAAAGCAAGAACAGAAUUGAUCAAUCCCAGCUUUAAGUUCUUGUGUUAACUGUAUAGACUGGACUUGCACACAAGCAAAGCAAGUAUAGCCUGAACUGUUCAGAGCCAGAGUAUAUUGUCUGUGGGUAACUGCAAGACUAUCUAACCUUAUUUUUCUAGUUCAUUAUUUGCUACCAUACCUCAUUCCAGUGAAAGAAGCUUUUCUCUUGUUCUUUCUAUGUUGUAAAAGACCUGAGCCUUAUGCCUCAAAGCUAGCCCAUUUAGCAGGAUGACUCCGAAUCUGCUCUGAUCAUUGAAGCAGAUCACUGUUUGGCAGACAAACAGUCAUAGGUUGUGUAAUUUCACAAAUACAGUCAGUUGACUUAUUCAGGAAGCUAACUCUAAGGAAUAAGGCUCUGCUCUCUGCUGUGGUCACUGGUGUAAAAACUAAAGCCAUUGCAACUGCCUAUAAGCAAUAAAAAAAAAAUUACAUUUUUUUUUUGCUACAGAGAAGUAAUCUAUGACUACAGUAAAGGCUGUUGGUUUGUUAAGGGGAGAGGGGAAAUCUAUGUAAAUAUUCUUUCAAGUUUUUUGCCGUUUUAUAGGUUGUCUUGUACCCUUAUUAAAACACCAGCAUAUUAAAAAAACUUCAUUGUA